UCCGUAAAGUUGCAUUUACAGCUGAUAAGUAUCCACAUAUUAAACGCAACCCUAACUUUAAAGAGAUAAACGAUGAGGACGUUUCCUACUUGGCAUCGAUUCUCUCUCAAAAUGCACUCAUCGUUGAUAAUGGUACAAAUUCAAGCGAUUUGACACCGUUUAAUGUUGACUGGAUGGGAAAAUACAGGGGUAAGUCUCGCGUCGUUGUGAGACCGAGAUCUGCUGAAGAGGUUGCAAAAGUAUUGAAAUAUUGCGGAGAGAAGAGAAUUGCAGUCGUACCACAAGGAGGAAAUACUGGACUUGUUGGUGGCAGCGUUCCAGUAUUCGAUGAAAUAGUAAUAAGCACGAAUUAUCUCAACAAAAUCAGAAGUUUUGAUCCGGUCGCCGGAAUCCUUGUAUCCGAUGCCGGUUGCGUUCUGGAAGUAUUAGACAAUCAUCUCGCCGAGCAUGGAUAUAUGAUGCCAUUGGAUUUGGGGGCAAAAGGAAGUUGUCAAGUCGGAGGAAAUGUUGCUACUAAUGCAGGAGGUUUGAGAUUUCUUCGCUAUGGUUCCUUGCACGGAUCCGUACUAGGAUUGGAAGUGGUUCUACCCGAUGGAACUAUAUUGGAUAAUUUGUUGACUUUGAGGAAGGAUAACACUGGUUAUGAUUUGAAACAAUUGUUUAUUGGCUCCGAAGGAACUCUUGGUAUUAUUACCGGUGUCUCAAUUGCUACGCCAAAAAGGCCAAAGGCUGUGAAUGUUGCAGUAUUCGGCCUGUCUUCGUUCGAAGACGUUCAAAAGGCAUUCCUGAAAUCAAAAGAAGACUUAACAGAAAUACUUUCAGCCUUUGAGUUUUGGGAUUUUGCGGCACUGCAACUAUGUCAAUUGUAUGGAACAAAUAGAUCCGAAUUUCCGCUGGGCCAGUAUCCGUUUUACGUUCUCAUGGAGACGAGCGGAUCGAAUAAGGAGCACGAUGAUGAGAAACUCGCGGCUUGUCUGGAGAGCCUAAUGGAUGCGUCAAUUGUUCAAGAUGGUGUUAUUGCGCAAGACAUAUCCCAGAUGAAUAAUCUCUGGUCGUUCCGUGAAGAUAUUCCUGAAGCAACCCACAAAGCAGGAGCAGUGUACAAGUACGAUAUAUCGCUACCAGUACCUGUAUUGUAUAAGAUGGUUGAGGAUAUGAGGAAACGACUUGAAGACAGUGGAUCUUUUGGGAAAGAUAAAGCUAUUACACAUGUUAUCGGAUUUGGCCAUCUAGGAGACGGCAAUUUGCAUCUGAAUAUUACAGCGAAAGAAUAUGACGAGGACGUAACUAAGCUUAUUGAGCCAUAUGUUUAUGAAUGGACGGGAAAGUACCGAGGCUCGAUAUCAGCAGAACACGGGUUGGGUCUAAUGAAAGCCAAUUAUCUCGGAUAUUCAAAACCCAAACCCAUGAUUGAAUUGAUGCGAAUGCUCAAGAAAAGUAUCGAUCCGAAUGGAAUAAUGAAUCCUUACAAGUUUUUGCCCAAUUGA
Messenger RNA from Paraglomus occultum, 1487 nucleotides. The record is from the annotation of a GenBank genome assembly. NCBI's taxonomy places the organism in Eukaryota, Fungi, Glomeromycota, Glomeromycetes, Paraglomerales, Paraglomeraceae.